Setaria italica (foxtail millet) is the source of this 3948-nucleotide messenger RNA. RefSeq lists its product as uncharacterized. The transcript is spliced from 8 exons. Bases 317 to 2395 code for a protein of 692 amino acids. NCBI's taxonomy places the organism in Eukaryota, Viridiplantae, Streptophyta, Magnoliopsida, Poales, Poaceae. The record is from RefSeq and is a predicted model, not a curated record.
ACAUCUAGCUGUGUCGCCUAGGCCCAAACGCUCGCUGGGGUUUUAUCGGCGCAUCGGUCGCAACGUCUCUUCCUUGGGGCCGGGCCAGACUCUGGAGCAAUGCUUGCCAGACAUUUCGCUAGUAAAAUGCUGAGCCAUCAAUGAGACUUGCUCGCAGAAUUGUAUUGGGCCCGAUUCAUGGGCCUCAAUCCAGGUCGCCGAUUUGUUUCAGCCCAUUACCCAAUUUCAGUCGUACCCACAGGCGCAGCACGCUGGAUUCCCUUUUUCCGUUCUCACGGCGGCCACCGUUCCCUUUCCCUCCCGCCGCUCCGCGAAAAUGGCGCCUCCCCUCGAAGACCUCACCCGGGUGCUGGCCGAGCUCGCGGCGCGCCUCUCCCGGCCUCCCGCCGGCGGGGGUGCCUCCUCCGCCGGGGACACCCUCUCGUCCUCCAUCUCAUCCCUCGCCUCCGUCCUCAACCCCAACGGCGACAGGGGCGGCGCCUCAUCUGGAACCCGGGUUCUGGACGCCUCGCUCUCGCUCAUGUGCUUCGACCCGCUAGAGGUGAAUAGGGCUCGCGUCGACUGCCUGGUCCGCACCCUCCUCUCCGCGCUCUCCGCGUCAGUCUCGUGCCGCGUGGUCCGGCCCGAUGGGGGCGCUGGUGAGGAGAUGCUCUGUGUCGGGAGCUCCGUUUCGCCAGGGGAUUGCCGCGAGCUGCUCCAGUCAUGUGCAGCCCUUGUGCAGAAAUUGGGGGAUUGCGAUGCUGGAAGGCAUUCUUAUGAUCUGUUGUAUGCUGCUGCGAAAACAGCGGUGUUAUCCCCUCACUGCCAAUGUCUUUUCUGGUUACCAUAUUAUAAGGAAGUGGGAGAAAGCGUAUAUGAUAUGGGAGCCAUUGCUGCAGAGUUAAUAGACCAUCCUUCCAAUCAUGUCCCUCCUAGUGAUAACUCAAUCCCACUGAGGUUGCUUUUAUGGCAUCUUGAUCCAUCAAUCAUUAAGCAUGAUCUGUCGGCGAUGCUCCAGGAAAUAAUUAGAAGGCCCUUACUUUGCCUGAGAAAGGAAUUACAUAAUCGGAUGGAAUGGCGUAUCAUCAUAAUUUGCCUGGUUUGCUCCCCAACAAUGUUUAUGGAAAUGAGAUCAUUAUUGCACUUCUGGUUUCUAGCAACGGGUUUGGGUUCUGUUCUAGAACUUCACAGUGCAUUAGUAUCUUCAGCAUUAGACAUUCUUCUCAAGCCAAUGUCAUGGGGAAUAUCCAUAGAAUUGGGACAGAAGUUCCCCUUUCCACAUGCUUAUUUUCCAAUCCAGCAUAGUGACUUGCUUGCAAUACUAACUGGACCCUUAUCAUGUAAAGCCUUUUUGGACCUAGUUUCUUGUAUCGAUUCCUUGGUUCAUUUGGACAACACAAGAACCAGAUGCUCUUCACCAAAAAACUCACAACUGCAACCAUUGAAGGGAUUGGUAAAAUAUAAUUCUGCUUGGUACAUGAUUAUAAAUUUCCCUGUUUGGUUCAAUUUUGCAACUGCUUUACUUUUCCACCGAGCAGGCUCACAAGAUUAUUUAUCAGAAACAAUCUCCAAAGAGACAUUUGCUGAUUCAAUAAGUGAUGUCAAUCUUGCUCAGAGGGCAGCCUUUUACCUUUCUUGGGUCUUAUGCCCAUCUAAUGAUGAUCAGUGCCAGAUGCUAGCUAAUAAUAUUUUGGAAAUCUCACAUUCUUGGGCUAGGAAUAACAAAAAGCACCCAAGCUACCCUAGUAGUACUGUAAAUCAUAAGAGGAAGCUGCGAUUACCCACUGCUGCGGACUCAGAGACCAAUAGUGUAAGCUCCCUGAUUAAAGAAUUUGAUGAUUGCUGUUCCAAAUUUUGUAGCACAACUGCUUCUCAAGUGCAAGCUGAAAAACUAUCAGACUUCCUUCCCUCAUGCCAUAAUCUAUUGCAUCUGUUGAUUCCUUUAGGAGUCUUGCUUGUAUCAUCUAGUUGUGUUAAUGAACAGAAUUGCGACAUGCUUCUGCGCUACGCAAUCACUGGCCAGGUUAUCAAGUCAAAUGAAGUGCAGAUGAAAACAAAUGAUCAUGUAAGCAAUGAUGGUUUCACGAGCAGCUGCAGUGGUACUGCUGAUAGAUGGGCUUUGGGUGGUGCAUAUCUCAUCUUUGGCUGGCUUGAUGUUGUUGAGGAUAUGUCCUCACUGAUACUUGAUCGUGAAGAUACAUGUCAGCAUUUUCUCAGUCAACUCAGAACCAAGACAGGCCCCUAUCUGCUAAAGUGUGUAAAGUUAUUAUUCGAGAUGCUGGAUGAGGCAGAUCAAGAUAGAGAUUUCGUAAUCGAUCUUCAUAAUAGGUUGUUAAACUGGGAUAAACAUGGGCAGGGCUGUGAGAUAUUUGGGGAUGUUAUCCUCAAAAUGAAUAAAAAGUUUAAACUUCCUUAGUAUCAGUGACCAUGGAUUUAUGCAGCUAUUAAUAUUUGAAUGUGUCUAAAUUGGUUGUCAAUCUCCAUUCUGAUGGUAAUGGUAAUAUGGUCGAAGGAAGCACGAACUCUGAAGUCUGAACCUUGAGUUGCAUCAGAUCCAUUAUCCUUCCAGAACGCACCUUGUCGACUAUCUUGCUGAUUACAAUACCAAAGGAUUGCUGUUACUUGGCCAACUUCUUUUGAGAUGCUUACGACAAACGGUGCUUGGUGUUGCAAUAUGGAAGCUUUGAGCUGCUCGUGCAGGAAUCAAACUAUCAAACUGCUCCUGAGGAACAGGUUGUUUUACAGUAUUUUCUCUUUGAGCUAUACCUUAUUUUUGUUACCUGCAUACUUGCUCCAAAGUGAUGUCUAACAUCACACAGAGAGGACGGAAGCCAAAAUAUCUUGAAGGACUCUUAUUGUAUUGGAUUCAAACAUAACAGCUGAGACAAAGUUGAGUUGAUGCAGUAGUCUUAAUUGUGCCUUGCCAGACUGGAUACAUUGUUCUGGCAAGUUAUGGGUUUCCUGUCUUCAUUAUAUCUUCAAUUUUUCUAGCCUGACGUUGCAUAUGGUAGUUUAGAACUUAUGUGAAAGAACUUGAAUUUUGUACAGUUACAGCUAAUGCCAAAUUUACUAUGGGCCCAAUGCUUCUCUUCCUUUGACUUCCCAGUACUGUUAAUAGUAUCUCCACAGAUGCUGCGCUGUUAUCUGACCAUCUGAGUCAUUGAUUGUGGGUUGGCCAUCGGCCUCAACUUGACAAGCAAUUUAAUAAUUGCACCAGUUGCUCAGUGUCAUGAAUGCUAGCUAUUGUUCGUAGUGGUUAAGGUAUCACGUGCUAAACUGCUAGUGUUAUGUAUUUCAGGGUUGCAUUUCAUUUCUUCAUGCUGCCCUCAGUGGUACGUCUUCGUAUCCUAGCUGCUUUCCAGGAACAAUGGAACCUGCUUGCCAUGUGAAGUAAUGUGAGGUAUGGAUGACACAAUGUGUUCAUGUGCAACAUUCAUGGUUCUGCUACGGGUUCCAGGAGAGUUGUCAAUUCUGCAACAAGGAUGGUCUGCAGCCUGCAGGGCAUGCUUGGUUGUAAGUCACAACGAGCCAAUCCAAACUUGCGGCUCGCCACACUGGCAGAAAAAUCCCGCGCCACACUCUGCAGUGAGAAAAGUGCUGCCAAAGCAGAUUUGUUGUGGCGUGCCAAAGCUUCAUAACCAACCAAACGAUUGCUUCAAUUAACGUGGCGCCGCCACCAAUGUGUUGUGGCUGGUUGAUAGCAUUGCUAGGAGGAUAGAGAGCGUGGUACUCCCUCAGUGUAAAAUUACAGUGUUUAUUUUGUUUGGUCAGGACAACUUUGACUAACAAUUGAUGAUAGUAGAUUCGUAUUAAAAAGAUUUAUGAAUAUAUUUCUUAUCACAUCAGUGAAAUACUAAUGGGGUAAUUCAUGGUCAAACGUUGCCCUAAGGAAACAGAAUAAGUCUUGUAGAAAAACGUAGGGAGUAUAUUCUGGGCGAAAGUGAACUUAUGGCUAUCAUCAGUAUGCCA